Molecule: messenger RNA, 554 nt
Organism: Syzygium oleosum
Lineage: Eukaryota; Viridiplantae; Streptophyta; Magnoliopsida; Myrtales; Myrtaceae
Exons: 2
Coding region: 44-532 (162 amino acids)
Source: RefSeq, a predicted model, not a curated record
GAAAGAAGUUAGAAGAAUUUUUAAGAAGAAAGCCGGUGAUCACAUGCGAAAUGUGAUGAAUAGAGCAAAGAGAAGUCAAGAAAAAUCGGAUUUUAUUGCAGCUGACAAUUGGACGGAAAUUAAGAGAACUUGGGACACCGAAAAGCAUAAGCAAAUCAGUGAAAUAAAUAAGAAGAAUCGAGCUUCUAGUUCUAGUGAAGGGUCUGCCACAUAUGCUGGGGGCUCUAUCAACAUCGGGGAGCAUAGAAAAAGAAUGGACAAAUAUGAUGAACUUGUAACGAGCACUGCUGCUAGUGGUGGUGAUGAUGAUGGUGUUGUUGCGUCCGAGCCAUCGGUUAACAGUAUGGCAUUAUGGGUGGAGGCAUCGGGUGGAAUGAGAAGAGGUCAAAUAUUUGGGAUGGGAUCCUUGUCAAGGAUAUACACAACGCCGGCUGCUGCAACUUCAUCCUCUAAUGCGGCUUUUUUAAGGAGGACACAACACGAGGAGCAAAUGACCCAAGAAUUGAACCAACCGAAACAUUUACUUGUAUAGAAGGACGAAGAAAUAAGAGGAG